GUCCUCUGCCGCUGGAUCGCUGAUGAUGCCGAGCGGAGCGGGGCGCUUGUACAUUUCUAUGCGCGGCUACAACCGCAGUUCCCCAGAUUGAAGCCGAAUGAGACGCGAGAGGAGGCUGAAAUAUGAAGAUGGAUCAUCCGAGCCGCCUCUCAUCGCUCGGACAGCUGUAACGUCGGCGUGGAUUCAUCAAAGGGUCGACGUUUAGGGCUUCACUGUGUUUGACAUUCAGCCAGAAACAGAGCUGUGUUAUGAACAAGCUGCCGUCUGAACAGUAAGCAUUGCACGCUCUGCUGUUUGAUGUGCCACAGGAUGAUCGAGGAAGGCAGUAAACGAGGCAAGGCCAUGGUGGAGAAGAGGCAGCUCUUCAUGGAAAUGAGAGCUCAAAACUUCGACGUCAUCCGACUGUCGACUUACAGGACCGCAUGCAAACUCCGCUUUGUGCAAAAGAGAUGCAACCUUCAUCUGGUGGAUGUCUGGAACAUGAUCGAAGCCUUUCGUGACAACGGGCUCAACACGUUGGACCACAACGCUGAGAUCAAUGUGUCGCGGCUGGAGACGAUCCUGUCUUCCAUCUACUACCAGCUCAACAAGCGGCUGCCCACCACCCACCAGAUCAACGUGGAGCAGUCCAUCGGGCUGCUGCUCAACUUCAUGGUGGCCACCUACGACAGUGAAAGCCACGGGAAGCUGACCGUUUUCUCAAUGAAAGCCAUGCUGUCAACAAUGUGUGGAGGGAAAAUUGUGGACAAACUUCGCUAUAUCUUCUCACAGAUCUCGGACUCGAAUGGAGUCAUGAUGUUUGCAAAGUUUGAUCAGUUUCUCCGGGAGGUGCUGAAACUCCCCACAGCCGUGUUCGAGGGUCCUUCUUUUGGUUAUACUGAGCAUUCGGUGCGGACGUGCUUCCCUCAGCAGAAGAAGAUUAUGCUGAACACGUUUUUGGAUGUGUUGAUGGCAGACCCUCCCCCUCAAUGCCUCGUAUGGCUACCGCUCAUGCACCGACUUGCUAAUGUUGAAAAUGUCUUCCAUCCGGUGGAAUGUUCCUAUUGCCGGAGCGAGAGCAUGAUGGGUUUCCGGUAUCGGUGCCAACAGUGCCACGGCUACCAGCUCUGCCAGAGCUGCUUCUGGCGCGGCCAUGCCAAUGGUCCCCAUAGCAACCAGCACCAGAUGAAGGAGCACUCAUCCUGGAAGUCUCCGGCCAAGAAGCUGAGCCACGCCAUCAGUAAAUCUCUCGGCUGCGUCCCCAUCGGAGAGCCGCCGCACCCCGUGUUCCCCGAGCAGGCCGAGAGACCACCGGAGCUCACCCACACUGUUCAGCCGAAACCAGCGGCCGACAACAUGAACGACACAAUGCUCAUGUCCUCUGGGGCGCCUACUCCUACCAAAAGUGUCUUGGAGAGUCCCAGCCGGCUAGAUGAAGAGCACCGCCUCAUCGCUCGCUACGCUGCCCGCCUGGCAGCCGAGGCGGGAAACUCCACACAACAAUGUCCUCCAACAGAUCUGGGCUUCAACUUCGAUGCCAACAAGCAACAGAGACAGCUGAUUGCAGAGCUGGAGAACAAAAACAGGGAGAUCCUGCAGGAGAUCCAGCGGCUGCGUUUGGAGCACGAGCAGGCCUCUCAGCCGACCCCAGAAAAAGCUCAGCAGAACCCGACACUUCUGACUGAACUGCGGCUCCUCAGACACAGGAAGGACGAGCUGGAGAGGCGCAUGUCGGCCCUGCAGGAGAGCAGACGGGAGCUGAUGGUGCAGCUGGAGGGACUCAUGAGGCUGCUAAAGGAUGAGGAGCAGAAGCAGGCUUCCCAGUCCGGAGGCUCUCCUCAUUCCUCCCCCAGUCACGGGGCGGGCUGCUCCAUGCCCAUGCCCAUACGCUCCACCUCUGCUGGGUCCACCCCGACUCACACCCCACAGGACUGCCUGGCAGGGGUGGGAGGGGACGUGCUCGAGGCCUUUGCUCACGGUGUACCUAGAAAUCUUCGGAACGAUCUAUUGGUUGCCGCUGACUCGAUCACAAACACAAUGUCGUCACUGGUGAAAGAGCUCCACUCAGUGGAUGACGUGGGAGUGGAAGAGGAGACAAACAUGAGGAACGGUGGGGACAGAGGAACAUUGAGAGUACAGAAGCACUGAGGAGAAGCGACCACUAUUCCACCCUGUAAGGACAACAACAACAACAACAACAACAACAACAACAACAACAAGCCCUGGCAUUAGCACGUAGAGUAAUGCAUGCUGUAAUCUAACAGGAUUUCACUAUGUGAAAAAAAAAAAUGAACGUCUCUUUACACCUUGCAGGUAGCAAGAUGUGUCUAAUUAGCGAGUGUGUAUGUUGUCCUGUAAACAAAAACUGCUGUAAUUAAUUAAUGAUUUCUCUCAUGACUGCUAAGGAAUGGCUUGCUGUGCUUUCUCCCCCAACUGUUCCAUCGCAGCAGCUCAUUCUGUACAUAAGAUACUGGAAACACAUGACCACGGGAACACAUGACGGUGACAACAUGUUCCCUGUUAUUGAUUUUCUAUGAUUAGCGUUAGUAUUUAUUUUUAUUUUGUUAAAUCAUUUAUGCAUGAAAUUGCACUCAUGUCUGGGUGUAGGUACUGUACAUGCUAUGGCAGCUCUCUGUGGGGUUUUUGAUGACAGCUGGGGUGUCAGAAAUGUCUCGCCUCAGAAUUCAGGCUGAGUUUGUUUACUUGCACAUCCGUACUCUGACGUUUAUUAAAAAAAAGUUUGAAAAAGCAGAGUUCUGGAUAUGCCCCAGAGAGAUUUCGGGAAAUGCACUUAUUCACGAGAUCGAUAUCACAUCGAAUAUGAAGCUAGAGCCAGGAAGAUGGUUAGCUUAGCAUGAAUACUGGAAGUAGUCGGAGACGGCCAGCCUGGCUCUGGGGAAAUGUAGUUCCGUCAUCAUUAAGGUGACUCCAGGAAGUCACUGCGCUCGGCUCGUUUGCUUUCUUACCAAGAGGAAGAAGAUAUCUUUAUGCUAAAUAUGAAGCUUCCACCAGCAACCAUUUCGCUUAGCUUAGCAUAAAGACUGGACACAGGAGAAACAGCUAAUCCACCUACCAGCACCUCUAAAGCUCACUAAUCAACAUGUUAUAAUCUGCAAAGUUUUAGUCUACAUGCUGGACUACUUCUUGGACGAGCAGUGACUUCCUUUAGUCUUUACAGUUUAAGUAAAUUGAAGUUUUUACAGAUUAAACAGAUGAGAUAUAGCCAGGCUAGCUCUUUCUCCCUGUUUCCAGUCUUUAUGCUAAGCUAACUGGCUAUAAUUUCAUAUAUACUUACAGCCAUAAGAGUGGUAUUGAUAAUCUCUAACACUAAAUACACUGAACUGUAACUUGUAUCAUAAAGAACAACAUGAGCAGAUUAUAUGAUAAUCUCAGACCAUAACCAGGAUUAAAGCUGGUGUCCAGAAUACUGCGUGCAAGUAAACACACUCGCUGAGUCACAUACUGUACUGCUGCUACUGCGCUCUGUGAGCCACCCUUGCAAACAAAAGGGCUGUGCGAUUAAAAAAAGAAAACCGAGGGGCGACUACAAACACAAUAAUGAGCCAUGUCUCGUUGUUGACUGUCUGGCAGCCUCAGUAUUCAUCGUUUCACGUGUAGGGAAGCACCUCAGGAUGUUUCACUAGCAAUGAACGAGGCAUCGAGUUUUAAUGGUGAGUUAUACGGUAUGUGGGGAUGUAAGGUCGUAGUAAGUAUGAAAUGCUUUGAUAGCUUUAUUUAGUUAUAAAGGGAGUAUUGAAAAAUGUUUAUGUGCAAUGAAGGUCGGUGCUCAGGGACUGCAGAGCUACUCUAGUAUGAAAUACGGAGGUAAUAACUGAGAGGUUAAAGGUCAAUGAAGAUUAAAAAUGGAGGGUAACACUGUUAUUCACACAUAUCCCCGCCCUAGUGUUUAGUUGAAAUGUCAAAACGAGUUAAUUUUACUCUCAUUUCACCAGUUAAUUUGUCUCAUUUUGGAAUAAACUAAAUAUAAAGAGGGAAACAACAGCAAGUGAGCGAAGAGAAGGUUUUCUGAAGUGUUAUUUGGUGAAGCAUGUGUGUCGGAGAGUUUGUUUUGAUCAGGUCUAAGUUACAUUUCCUGUCCUUCAGGAUAGCGUUUAAAAAAUGAGCAAUGUGUCAUUUUUAGAUAAAAGUCAAGGGAGCAGUUCUGGGAUGAUAUGUUCUCAAAAGGGAAGUCAAAUGUGACUGAAUGAAACUGAAAAGCAUGAGGUGUUUGUGUUGAGAUGCGUACAGUGAGCCGAUCCUAUAAGCUAAGUAUAAGGUUUCAACAGCCUGCGUCAAGAAAAAGAACAAAAAGAGGCUCCUCUGUUAUUUUAAAUGUGAUGUUUUUAACUCAGUUCUCUGUUCUUCUCUGUUCUUAUUGUUUCGUAUUAGUGGAGUAUAGUUCAUGUACUGAGUUUGACGUGCACACUCACGCUUGUGUCGUCGCCCCGAAUAUCAAGAAAGUAUAAAAACUAAAGUUCGAAAGCUUGAUUUAGUGGGAAAGGUGCAGAAACGUUAGGAUUUAAGGAGUUACUGUCUUCCCCUUCAUUUGAAUUCAAAGUUUUAUUUCCAUUCUUUCAGUUUGUGCCUGUAGCUGUUCUGUAAAGUGCUGUAUAAAGUAACCAUUCAGCAAAUAAGAGGAUCUAUCAGCCUUUAUGUCUGUGACUUUGUAGAUAUUUUAUUUAUUUAUUCAAUGUGUUCUGGGGGAAACUCAUGCUCAGCCUUUACAUUUGUGCCAAACUGUUUGCAGACAUUGUGUGUCAUACGAAUUCACAGGUAUAUAUCAAAGUAUAUCUGCAUUAGUCUGUCGUCGUGGCCCGUAGUGUAUUCACAGAAUGCCUGGAGAUGUUCACGUUAAUGGUUUCCGCUGCUGGAAAAACAUUUAAUAGUUAAUAAAGCAACACAUUCCAAAUCUACCGAUAGACGCACUGAUGUCAUUAAAGCCAAUGUGGAGGCAAUACUGUAACCCCCCCCCCCGUCCCCUCGGAACAACUCGGGGUAACACCAAUAAAACACAGCCGGUCAUGCCGAGGUGCAGACAUCGUGAUCUGUUAUUGUUUGCAGAGAGACAAUGUGCAAAGAGGAACAACCUCCCCGAUGUUAUUUAUCUAUGUGUGUGUUCUGUACGUUUACGCUUCUGGUACACAUUUGUUUCUCAUGUUGAUUUUACAAAACAUAGUUUUAUGUCACAAAGCCACUGUCUUUUGUAAAUAAAUCAAAUGUGAGAUAUAUUAAAAAAAAGAUUUAAAAUAUG
Molecule: messenger RNA, 5230 nt
Organism: Cottoperca gobio
Lineage: Eukaryota; Metazoa; Chordata; Actinopteri; Perciformes; Bovichtidae
Gene: dtnbb
Product: dystrobrevin, beta b
Exons: 20
Coding region: 298-2127 (609 amino acids)
Biological process (GO): synaptic signaling
Cellular component (GO): plasma membrane; synapse
Molecular function (GO): zinc ion binding
Source: RefSeq, a predicted model, not a curated record